This is a messenger RNA of Solanum tuberosum (potato), 1708 nucleotides long. RefSeq names its product polyadenylate-binding protein-interacting protein 8-like. Bases 425 to 1396 code for a protein of 323 amino acids. Lineage: Eukaryota; Viridiplantae; Streptophyta; Magnoliopsida; Solanales; Solanaceae. The transcript is spliced from 10 exons. Gene Ontology annotation, molecular function: RNA binding. The record is from RefSeq and is a predicted model, not a curated record.
CUCAAUUUUCUCUCUCUACUGCAUUUCCUUCUUUCUCCCUCUGUUUUUUUCACAUAAUACAUACAACACCACCUAAACUUCACUUCUCUCUACAAACAAAAACAAGAAUACCACCAAAUUCCUCUGCCUUCUGUUAUUGAACUUUGUUGCUAUAUAUAACAAAAACCCUAUUGCCUUUUCCUUUCUCUCUCUUCUCUUCUUUUCUCUCUCAUCACCUUCUUCCUAAAUGAGUAUUUAUCAAUAAACCCAUUAUACUCUCUGUGAAUUCCCAUUUGAUCAAUUUUUCAUAAAGAAUAAUCAAAUUGAUAAAAAGGGGUUGCUUUAAUUUAUUGAAAUUGUAGAAUUUUAGUGUUUUCUUGGUAUUUUUGAAGCUUUUUCUGUUCUGGGUGUGUUUUAUUUUUUCUGGGUUUUGAGUAUUUCAUCAAUGGCUGCUGGUGCUAAAGAAGUGUCUGGUGAGACAACAGUGGUUGAAGCUCCUGCUGUUCAGUCUUUAUCAUCACCAAACACUGAUAACACCAGCAAUAAUUCUGAAUCUAAUGGUGUUAAGGAUUCAGCCGAUUCAAUCGCAAAUGCGAAAUCGGAGUUUCAUAUGCAUGAUAUUGCUGAUAUGUUGAAGAAACUUAAGCUGAAUCCACAGGCUAAAGAGUUUUUUCCUUCUUCUUAUAAUCGUGCCGCUGGUGGUGAUCAGAUGAUUCUCAGUAACUUUGUACCAGCUAACAAGACUAUGGGUGUUGAUGGUUUUCAAAAUAACAGAAGGAGAGGCAACAACUUUAACCAGGGCAAAAGGAGAAUGAACAAUAGAGCUUAUAAGGCUCAAAGAGAAGAUAGCAUCAGGCGAACAGUAUAUGUUUCUGAGAUAGAUAACAAUGUCACUGAGGAGCAGCUUGCUGCUUUGUUUAGUGCUUAUGGACAAGUCGUUGACUGCCGAAUUUGUGGUGAUCCACAUUCCCGUCUUCGUUUUGCUUUCGUGGAGUUCGCUGAUGAGUACUCUGCAAGAGCAGCACUUUGCCUUUGUGGGACAAUUUUAGGUUUCUCUCAAUUGAAGGUCCUACCUUCAAAAACUGCUAUUCUACCCGUGAAUCCUACAUUCCUUCCAAGGUCAGAGGAUGAGCGUGAGAUGUGUGCCAGGACAGUCUAUUGUACAAAUAUUGAUAAGAAGGUUACUCAGGCUGAUGUCAAGAAUUUUUUUGAAACAAGAUGUGGCGAGGUUUCUCGCCUGAGGCUUUUGGGAGAUCACGUGCACUCGACCCGCAUUGCUUUUGUUGAGUUUGUAAUGGCUGAGAGUGCAAUUUUGGCUUUAGACUGUUGCGGUGAGGUAUUGGGAUCCCAACGCAUCAGGGUGAGUCCCUCAAAAACACCAGUGAGGCCCCGAUUUCCGCGUGCCAUGAUGCAGUAAACCAAUGUGUAUGCUCAUGGACCUGGAAAGAGUUCAGAGACAACCCCCCUCGGAAGACUUGAGGUCACCAUGGGAAAUCGAAACAAAAUUCUGUUUCAGUAAUCUCCAUGUUCUUUCUUUUCAUGUUCCUUUCUUUCCUGCCUACAGUAACUUAUUGCUACCAAAAACAACGUAGCCAUCGAGCCAACGAACUUUUUUAAUUAGAAUUUCCGCACUUCUAGUACUUUACCUUGAUCGAUCGUUCCUCUAUGAAUCUCUUGCUGGUUGGAACGCCAGUUCACAAUUUGAUCAUUUGUCUCUGGAUGUGCUUUA